AGCCAUUUAGGCUCAAGGCCGCCCUGGCUCGAACCGCACGUUCAUCAGGCUCGGUGGCCUGUUGCCGAGCGGCAUGACUACCACGUCCGCGGCGGCCCUGCCGAGCGGCAUGAAUACCAAGAACACGUUCCUGGACUGCAGGUCGCCCUGGAUCGACUACGUCACCUUGGACGGGCGCCCCAAUUCGGACCCCACCGACGAUCGCGUCUCAACCAACUCGACCUCUCAGAGUGCGGCCGACACCUCAACCUCGGAGGGGUCCAACUGCUUCGGGGACCAGGAGCCUGGAGUGCGCCGUCUGAUGGAGGAAGGCGCCGCCCAGCGGAAGAUCGUGCAGCUCGCGCAGCAAGGUGAAGACCGCUGCACGAAGAUGUCCAGGACCCAGCGGCGUCGCACGCAGCGGAAGCUCAUGAGAGCUUUCAAGGGGGAGCUCAUGGACCCCGACGACUCCCCCUCGGGCACGCCCGACGCGGCGGGCAGCUCGAGCGGCGAGAAGGAAGGCACCUCCACCAAGAUCUCUCUGUGAUGGGGCGGCCCGCGCCCGUGCAGACUGCAGCCGCCUGUCGCCUACACCCUCCCAGAGGCUCGGCUGCCGCGAGGGCGCUGACGUGAGCCCCGCUUAUUGGGUUCAGCGGGGGCUCUGAGUUUCGGGCUGCUCCCCAGAUCCAGGUCCAGGGGACCUGCUCUCCCGCUCCCCUGAACUCAAGGCUCUAUCCUCCCUGAGGACCUCUGAGGGCGGAGAUUGUUCAGGGUUGAAUGGCACACUCUUUGUGGCGUCGGGCACCAGCCUCCGGCACGUCCUAGGCAGGCGUGGGCCGCCGAAGCCGGCAGAAACGCCGCAGCCGUCCCCUCGAUCCUCGACGCUCCUCGACCAUCCACGAUCCUCAGAUCCCCCCCCUCGAUGUCUCCACUCAAUCGUCUACAGGCACCAGGGCCGAUGGAGCGCUGGCGCGCAGCCCGUCGCAUCCGGUGCCUGCUGGUCCGUCCAUUCCGGCUCACCGCCAGGCAACCGCGUUUUGCCGUUACCAUUUGCGGAUGCGCCUGGCUAUAGUUUUGUGUACCAUCAGUUGACGGCCGGCCAUGUGGGAUGCACACAGGGCACUUGUCCAGCCUUCCCUCCCUCGCCUUGCUUGGCAUCACUCGGGCGUGUGCAGUUGCUCUUGGCGGU
Molecule: messenger RNA, 1168 nt
Organism: Prorocentrum cordatum
Lineage: Eukaryota; Dinophyceae; Prorocentrales; Prorocentraceae
Source: the annotation of a GenBank genome assembly